AUGGCUUCCAUCUCACAAGGUCUCGUCUUCACCACAGCCAUGCUCCUCUCCACCACUCUGCUCUAUCUUGCAUUCUCCAAACACAAAACUUCCCCCCAAUUUCAAAUUCCCUCCAAUACCAACAAACAAAUUCUACGCUCUUGCAUAUACUCCGAGGAGAAGAAAAGGGAAAGGAAGAAGAAGAAGAAGAAAGUGAAGUUUGCUAAAAUUGUGAUGGUGAAGGAAGUGGAAAGAGAUAGUAAGGAAGAAAACAGAGAAGAAGAACAGGGGAAGCAAAACAUUGUGUUGAGAAACGAUUGCAGAAGUGAAAAUCCGGAAAAUGGUGAAAUGCAAGCGAACCGAAUUGCUCUGUAUAAUGGGAUUUUGAGGGAUCGGGUUCAGAGAAUGGCGUGCUGUCACUGA
Sphenostylis stenocarpa is the source of this 402-nucleotide messenger RNA. Lineage: Eukaryota; Viridiplantae; Streptophyta; Magnoliopsida; Fabales; Fabaceae. The record is from the annotation of a GenBank genome assembly.